Molecule: messenger RNA, 1430 nt
Organism: Neoarius graeffei (lesser salmon catfish)
Lineage: Eukaryota; Metazoa; Chordata; Actinopteri; Siluriformes; Ariidae
Gene: cryz
Product: crystallin, zeta (quinone reductase)
Exons: 10
Coding region: 317-1402 (361 amino acids)
Cellular component (GO): cytosol
Molecular function (GO): NADPH binding; mRNA 3'-UTR binding; zinc ion binding
Source: RefSeq, a predicted model, not a curated record
GUGACCUCAAAUCCGGAAGUGUUUACGACAUCGCGAAACUCAAGUGUCAAAGUCUGAAAUAAACCGUGCUGUGUGUAGUUCGCUGCAGCGGAUGUGAGUUGCGAGGAUGCCCAGAGGAUGCAGAGAGGAUACAGCAGACGUUUAACGGAUGAUAACGGACAUAGAACGUUUGUUGCUCGUAUAUGUCGCGGAUUUACAUCGUACACGGCGGAAAGUUCAUCCGUUCUAAAAGUUUUGUGCAGCUCAAAACUUUUUGCGCGGAUGAAAUCACAGUGGACGGAUGCUCGAUGGAUAGAGCGUAUGAAGCACGUAUGCAAUGAGUACACAACGGAUGCAUAACGUUUUCCAACGGAUGGCAAAGAUUUUUUUACGUUUUACAUCCUCUUUGCAUCCGUUUCUUCCAAUCAAAAUGGCGUCGUCGUUAAAAGUAAUGAAAGCCAUACGAGUGUCUGAGUUUGGAGCUCCUUCGGUUCUGAAGUUCUGCUCUGACUUACCGGUUCCUGCUGCAGGACCCAAACAGGUGCUCAUUCGAGUGCACGCAUGUGGCGUGAACCCAGUGGAGACGUAUAUCCGUUCUGGUGCCUACGCCCGCAAACCCAGCCUCCCCUACACUCCGGGAUCUGAUGUAGCCGGUGUGGUCGAGGCUGUGGGAGAUGGAGUUCGCUUCCUGAAGGCAGGUGAUCGAGUGUUUACCACCGGCACUGAGACGGGAGGAUACGCCGAAUACACCGUCGCUUCAGAGGAGUCUGUUCACAAACUCCCUGAUUCUCUCGGUUACAAACAAGGAGCUGCUGUGGGAAUCCCGUAUUUCACUGCGUACAGGGCUUUAUUUCACAAGGCGCAUGCUAAAGCAGGAGAGACUGUUCUGAUUCAUGGAGCCAGUGGAGGGGUUGGAGUUGCGGCGUGUCAGCUGGCCCGAGCGUUUGGACUGAAGGUUCUGGGUACUGCUGGAACCCCUGACGGCAUGAAGCUCGUGCUCAGUAACGGAGCCCACAUGGCCUUUAACCACAGAGAAAAGGACUACAUGGAUAAAAUCCAGGCUGCGACUGAAGGCCACGGUGUUAACGUGAUCAUCGAGAUGCUGUCGAACGUGAACCUGAGCAACGACCUGAACCUGCUGGCGUUGGGUGGCAGGGUGACGGUUGUAGGAUCUCGAGGUUCUAUCGAGAUUAACCCGAGAGACACGAUGGCUAAAGAGUCCAGUAUCAUCGGUGUCGCUUUGUUCUGUGCCACAAAGGAGGAGAGGGCGGAGACGGCCGCGGCGCUGUUCGCAGGAAUGGAGGCCGGGUGGCUCAGACCUGUGAUUGGUCCCGAGUACUCACUCGACAAAGCUGCUCAAGCCCACGAGGACAUCAUCAACAGCAGCUCCGGGGCUUCUGGGAAAAUGAUCCUGAUUAUGUGAAAUCUAAUAAAACCUGUCACUAAUCAAA